Messenger RNA from Episyrphus balteatus (marmalade hoverfly), 2369 nucleotides. RefSeq names its product cytochrome P450 4d8-like. The record is from RefSeq and is a predicted model, not a curated record. The coding region runs from base 567 to 2102 and encodes 511 amino acids. The transcript is spliced from 6 exons. Gene Ontology annotation, molecular function: monooxygenase activity; iron ion binding; oxidoreductase activity, acting on paired donors, with incorporation or reduction of molecular oxygen. NCBI's taxonomy places the organism in Eukaryota, Metazoa, Arthropoda, Insecta, Diptera, Syrphidae.
ACCUCAAUUUAUUAUCAACCCGGCUUUUUUCACAUUUUAUUGAAUAUUAUUUCUAUAUAGAACACAUGCCCGGAAUAAGCUUAGCAAAACAGAAGUGAAAAAUAUAGUCUUCAAAGUGCAUUCAAUCAUAGUGUACAGACUUAUUUCACUUAAACAAAUAACCUUUAGACUUUUCUAUAGAAAUAAUCACCCAUUUUCCUUACACACAACUUGCACUCACUUAAGAUUUUUUAUUUAUUACAAACUAUCAAUGCCGUUAUCUUUCCUACAAAAUUUGAAAAACAAUAAGAAAAUGAACAUUUUCAUAAAAUACCAUAAAAAGUAUUUAAAUGAUAACCAAUAAUAAUCUUUGAAUGUCAGCAUUUAUGUAUGUAAUGUAAGUGCAGUAUAUUUGCAUACUUUUUGAAACCUGAAGCGAUUAUUAUUUUUUUGUUAUAUUUUUUUUUUGGUCGAGUUAUAAAUAAAUUAUAAAGAUUAUCAAAGCUCUCAUCGGCUCUCUGGAAUUGAUAUUUCCAACAUUCAGCCAUAACGAAAGGUGCCAUCGAACAAGUAGCUAGCCCAACAUUAUGGUGCUGUGGUUGUGCAUUUUUGCAUUCCUCAUUGUUCUAACUAUUGCUCAAUAUUUCCUUAAUAAACAUAAAAAUCAACUCGUGGCUAAUCUAAAUGGACCUUAUCCAUUUGUUUUAGUUGGAAGUGUUCAUAAAUUAUUUUGUCUUUCACCACAAAUAAAAUUUUUGAAAGACUUUUUCAAGCAAAUAAUACAUUUUCGAAAGAUAUGGGGAAAAGUUUAUCGAAUUUGGAUAUUCAAUCGCUUGAUCAUAGCUAUCGGUGAUCCAAAAGUGGCAGAGGUUCUGCUAAGCAGCCAGACACACAUUAAAAAACAUCAUUUGUAUAAUUUACUCCGACCAUGGCUUGGAACUGGGUUACUAAUGAGCGAUGGACGUAAAUGGUUUGCCCGGCGGAAAAUCAUUACACCAACUUUUCAUUUUCAAAUUCUCGAGCGGUUUGUAGAGGUAUUCGAUCAACAAAGUGAUGUUUUGGUGAAACAACUUGAAAAGCACUGCCAAACUGGUAAAGAAUUUGAUGUUCAUCCGUAUAUUGGAUUGGCAGCCUUGGAUAUCAUAACAGAGACUGCGAUGGGUACAAAGAUCAAUGCACAGAGUGAUCCAACAAAUGAAUACACUCGAGCUGUAAAUGACAUCACUCAGAUCAUGUCUUUGCGGUUUCUAAACGUUCCUAUUGCAAAUGACACUAUAUUUAGUAUAGUCUGUCCUAAAAUCAAACGUCGACAAAUUGAAUGUAUCAAAACUAUGCAUAGUUUUACAAUAAAAGUCAUUGAAGAGCAUCGAAAGGCACUAAAAGAUGAAUUGCAGAAUCAAGAAAAUGGAAAUCAUAUUUCAAAUGAAGGUGUAGAGUCAAAAGAACGAAUGGCUCUAUUAGAUGUACUACUUCAAUCAACAUGCGAAGGAAAACCUCUUACAAAUGAAGACAUACGAGAAGAAGUUGAUACAUUUAUGUUUGAAGGUCACGAUACAACAACUUCGGCUAUAAGUUUCGCCCUCUCACAAAUUGCUCGACAUUCAAAUGUUCAAGAAAAGCUUUAUGAAGAGAUAUGUGAAAUUCUGGACAAAGAGGAAGAUAAUUGCAUUAGCUAUCGAGUCUUGCAGGAAUUGAAAUAUACUGAAGGUGUAAUAAAGGAAACUUUGAGACUUUAUCCACCGGUGCCAGUGAUUGCAAGAGAACUAUUGCAAGAUAUGAGCUAUGAUGGAGGAGUCCUUCCAGCAGGAAGUGAAAUAUUACUUGGCAUUUGGUUAAUGGGACAUGAUGCUGAUUUAUUUCCUGAUCCAGAGGAAUUUCGACCGGAACGUCAUCUGCUAGAGUCAUCAGAUCGUGCUAGUUCCUUUUCGUUUAUACCAUUUAGUGCUGGACCGAGAAAUUGUAUUGGACAGAAAUUUGCUAUGCUUGAGAUGAAGUGUGUUAUUAUGAAGAUUGUACAAAAAUUCAAAUUACUACCUCUAGGAGAGGACGUUAAGCCACGCAUGAAUCUUGUUCUAAGAUCAGAUAACGGAUUCCAAAUGGGUUUGGAGCAUAGAAAAUCCUAACACGAUAAAAAUAUUAUAAAGAGCAGUUAGAUCGGUAGAUAUACUUUUGUUUGUUUCUAGAUGUUAAAAUUCGAUUUCAAUGCAAAAUCUUUAAAUGCUAAUACCAGUAAAAUUAAUAUAGUAAGUGUAGCACAAAUCUUCCCUGUUAUAUUGUGCUUUAUUUCAUGUGUAAACUCAAAUAGUUAAUAAUAAAAUAUGUUUUUAACAGUUUUUUCAAACUUUGUUACAGUACAAACGCUUGAAUAAAUUUUAUGUUUAAUUUUUUUG